CAUAAAAGAAAAAAAAAAAAAGAAGGCUCCAUUGUUUUUUUGGGCAAGAAAAUAUCAAAAGAAAAUGACCCAAUAGAACUGAUAUUUUGAAACCCAUCUGGAUUUUAUUCUAAUUCUAAGAAUUCGAAGUUCUGAUUUUUCUUAAUUGAGGAAAGGGAAAAUAAAAUAAAACAAGGAAAAAAACAAAUGGCUAACGUGGGAUAUGUUACAUCUUGUUAUCAUGGUGACAUGUGCAUUAAAGGCACAAAACAUGGGAUGGUGGCUGUUUCCAGCCACCACCACCAUUACAACCACCGCAACAUGACCUGUUGUUAUCUGGAUAGACCGCCACCAUGGGCACCUGCCCAACCUCCUGCCUGCUGUACUUCCCCCUGUUCACGCGCAUAAUACAAGACUUAAUUUACUCCAAAUAAUUUUUAAAAAAAAAAACAUUGACUUAACCCUCAAAAAAUUCAAGACAAUAAAUUAUCAAUGAUUCAAAAAUCAACUUAAGUCUGUAUCAAAUUGUAAUACCAUGAUCUAAAUAAAGAGUUAAAUCAUUA
Messenger RNA from Rubroshorea leprosula, 542 nucleotides. The record is from the annotation of a GenBank genome assembly. NCBI's taxonomy places the organism in Eukaryota, Viridiplantae, Streptophyta, Magnoliopsida, Malvales, Dipterocarpaceae.